Hordeum vulgare subsp. vulgare (domesticated barley) is the source of this 1043-nucleotide messenger RNA. Its product is annotated as DNA repair RAD52-like protein 2, chloroplastic. NCBI's taxonomy places the organism in Eukaryota, Viridiplantae, Streptophyta, Magnoliopsida, Poales, Poaceae. Gene Ontology annotation, biological process: double-strand break repair via homologous recombination. Gene Ontology annotation, molecular function: DNA binding. The record is from RefSeq and is a predicted model, not a curated record. The transcript has 4 exons. Bases 243 to 800 code for a protein of 185 amino acids.
CCAAGCCAAGCCGCCGAGACCGAGCUGCUCCUGCUCCUGCUCUCGCCGCAACCAACCAACCUUCCGCUUCCGCACUCGCACUCGCACGGCUGGAAGCGGAACGGAACCCCCGGUCCUUUUCUACUCCCCUCCCUCCUCCUCCUCCUCCUCCAGAACCCAGGCCUCUGACCUCUCCCCCCUCCCACCGCUCGCACGUACAGCGCGCAUUCCUCCGCAGGGUCAACCCCGGCGGCCGGCCAACCAUGGAGGCCGCGGCACUCCGCCCCUUCGCCGCGCCGCUCGGGCCCGCGAGGAGGGCGGGCGUAGGCUGGCGGUGCGCGCCGGGCCAGCGGCGGCUUGGGAGGGGCGCGCGCGUGGUGGCGAGGCUGGACGGGGGCGUGGGGAAGGGGGUGCCCACCACCAACUACGUCGUGCCGCUCGACAAGGCCACCGGGAUGACCCGCCCGCUCGUCGAGAUCCUCAGGGACCUCAACAAGCGCGUCCCCGACAAGAUCAUCGACCCCGACACCAACACCGUCCCAUGGUACCAUGCCAACAGAAUGCUGAGCUUUUAUGCACCAGGUUGGUGUGGUGAAGUUCGUGAUGUUAUUUAUUCCAACAGUGGAACUGUGACUGUGGUCUAUCGAGUGAUUCUGAAAGGAACGGAUGGAGAGGCUUUCAGAGACGCGACGGGCACGGCAAAGGUGCACCAGGGACGCAACGAUGACGCUGUUGCGGCUGCAGAGGAGGCAGCAUUCAGCAAGGCCUGUGCGCGGUUUGGUUUCGGCCUGUACCUGUACCACCAGGAUGAGAUCCCAUAGGGUGAUAGGGGGGACGGCACACUUUGAGAUUCAUUCUGCAAUGGAGCUGGUCAACGUGGGUAGGCACACCCUUGGAGAGUUGGAAAUGCUGCGCUGGUGCUUAAUGCUUGUGCAAGAAGCAUGUAAAUUGUUCCUUCUGUUACUUCUUUUUUGUUGUUGUUGUCGGUGUAGCCUUGCAAGAUUCAUCCAGCUAGAGAAAGUAAAAGAACAUAUGGAAUAACGUGAUGUUACUUCUGUGCUGUA